AUGUCCGGUUCGGGGGAGCAGUCGGAGCGGGGUUCUGGAUGGGCACACAAGGACCGGGAGGGGAACAGCGUCGAAGCCUACGCUCCCCUCAAAAAGAACAAGGGGAAGCAGAGGGAGCAGGCUGUUGACCUGGUGGCCGACGGUAUUGAUCCUACUCUCGACGACGAUGACUUGAGCGAUUUGUCGAGCGAUGAUGAAGAUGAGGUCGCACGCCAACGCCCGGCCGCCCAAACAAGUCGGAGUCCCGAGCUCGAAACUCUCGAGCAGAUUGCUGCUAGAGAGCUUGCCGAGACGAAGGCAGCGGAGGACAGGGAAGCUUUGCGAGCGAUUCAAAGAGAGAACCUCAAACGCAAGGCGACCUUUACCGACCUUCGUGCUGCGACCUACAAAGUCAACCGAACCGAGACCGACCUUGGGCCUAUGAGGGAACCCGGACGUCUAGUCACCAAUCAUCAAGUGAAAGACGCAGUCAAGGUGCUACCCAGCCGGUUAGCCGCCCGUUAUCACGCUGUUCUCGAGAAGCGAAAGGCCUUGCCUCCCGUCGGCCAGAAUCCGACGAUCAAGAGCCUUGUUCCGGUGAUCCAUACGCAAACGGCUUUACUGGACGAAAUCGUGGCUCUGACAGGGGAGAUAGCGAGCAGUUAUCAGUGGGUUAGGGCGAUGCAUAUGGUCCAGGAUCAUCUACGAGCCCAGCUCACAGUCGAGGACGAAAAGCUCGACGAAAGGAUCAAGGCUCUCGAAGCCGACGCUGGCGGCUAUCCAGCACACCCAGCACCCGCGGCUGCUCCCGCUCCUGCCCAACCGGCCCAAAACACCCCGGUAACCGGCAUCACUAUGGCCGAUUUGAAGACCGCUAUCAAGAACGAUGAAGGUCUUCGAAAGGUUCUCCGUGGUGUCCUUGUCGGUAUGCCCCCGAGCGAUGUUCCUCAGGCCUCCGUAGCGGGCCCAUCGGGGACCUCUAACCAGGCCGCUACAAGCGCGACAUCGCCCACCGGGAAGAGGUCGAGACCCCCGCGAGCGACACACCGAGACGCCGGUGUCCAUUACGCCGUCAAGAAGCUUAUCGGCAUGCAGUGUCACUGGGGCAGGCACCUCCGUGACAACCACGACGACGAAGGAUAUCUGGUCGAGAACGACUGGCCACUCCCCAUGGAAGACGGCAGUUUGAAGGCCGAUAUCGAACUCGCCAACGGUGAUGUCGAGGUUUCGGCGUGGCGUCCGGAUUGGAAGGCGGUCAAGGUUGGGUCGGCGAAAUGGGCUCCAUUCAUCGAAGAAUGUCUCGCCACCGUCAAGGAUGGAUGGAGGCCAUUGAAGAUGGGCGCAAUCGACGACGACGACGCGAUACGGGCCGCUAUCUGCCAGUAUUGUGCCACACGAGUGGGCAAACAACCGGCGAUUGCGGAGAACGGAGGCAAGCCGUUCGCUGUGUGGCAGCGCCGACGAUUUGGGAUGCUUGCCGAUCGACGACUGGAGCACUUUGCAAACAGUCCGGCGAACAAGACCGUCAAAUCGUCGAUUUACACCCUGUUAACCGGGGUGUUAUUUGUCCCCUCGCUGCACUGUGCCGACCCUCCCGAUACUCGUCGAUACCCGGUCCUUCCCCAAACUGGCCCAGAUGAGCCCGAUAUCGAGACCGAUGGAUGGAAGGUAUGGAGGCGUUACUGCUUCGACGGUAACAAGGAGGCUGCCAACAAGUGCGACGAGCUCUGCUACCCGUACUGGUUGUCUGACGAGUAUAUCGGAGUCGGGGCCUUCCUCGAUGCUAUCCACUUGGAGAAGUAUCGAUCCCAAAACUCGUCGAAGCCCCGUUGGGUGGGACCUAGACGGUAUUGGCCGGUAAAGAAGCCGGUUACCGACGACUUAAGGGCCAGUUUGAAGGACGACACGACGAAGCCCGACCCCGACGGCAAGGGCUGGAUCAUCUACCGGUCGAUGGUCAACGACGAAGCGGCCCAAGAUUGGGAGGCUAACGACCCACUUUUGUGGGCGUUAGUUUACCCCGAUCCUCCUAUCCCCGUCGAGCACCAAGGGCGCCCGUCGAUUGAGACCUUGUCUCAAGCGCAGCACCGCGGUGUGUGGGAGUUAUCGAGGACGUUAGUGGCCUGUCAAAAGCCCGACUUGACCGACGAGCAACUCCUCGACCUCGCCAAGACCUACGCCGCCAUCGAUCAGACCGAGCUCAUCGCUGCCGGUGCCGCCAACAUCGAGGAGGAUCUCGAGGACGAGGAGAUCGAGGACUAA
Molecule: messenger RNA, 2241 nt
Organism: Filobasidium floriforme
Lineage: Eukaryota; Fungi; Basidiomycota; Tremellomycetes; Filobasidiales; Filobasidiaceae
Exons: 13
Coding region: 1-2241 (746 amino acids)
Source: RefSeq, a predicted model, not a curated record